AUGGUCCGUCUAAGGGAAAUCCCCCGCACAGCGGCCUUUGCUUGGUCCCCCGGUUCCGCUUCCCCGUACAUCGCUACUGGAACGCGUGCCGGUGCUGUUGAUGCGGACUUCUCCAACGAGACCGACUUGGAACUCUGGGAUCUUGCUUUGGAACAGGAGGGAGGUUCUGCGGAGUUACAGCCGGCUGCAAAACUUAGCACUGAGUCCGGGGGUAUCAUCGCAGGUGCAUUGGAAAAUGGAUCGUUGGAUCUUUGGAAUGCUGAUAAGCUGUUGAGCGGAGCGAGGUGGUUCGAUCAAAGCGACCCGCUGGUAUCGAGGGCCUCGCAGCAUUCCGGUCCCGUGAAAACGCUUCAAUUCAAUCCGCGACACUCGAACCUUCUAGCUACCGGCGGAAGCAAGGGAGAGCUUUUCAUCUCAGACUUGAACAAUAUCGACCAUCCGUUCCGACUGGGGAACGUCAAUGUGAGGCUGGACGAUAUUGAAUGCCUUGACUGGAACAAGAAAGUGCCGCAUAUUUUGGUCACUGGGAGCAGCGCAGGCUUCGUAACCGUGUGGGACGUCAAGACCAAAAAGGAGAGUUUAACUUUGAACAAUUUGGGGCGGAAAGCUGUUAGUGCUGUUGCAUGGGAUCCGGAAAAGCCAACGAAACUUAUCACCUCUAUUCCUCUUGAGACAGAUCCGUUAAUUUUAGUUUGGGAUUUGCGCAAUUCCAAUGCCCCUGAAAGAGUAUUGAGAGGCCAUGAAUCUGGAGUGUUAUCACUUUCGUGGUGUGCUCAGGAUCCGGAUCUACUAUUGUCCAGUGGAAAGGACAAUCGGACCAUUUGCUGGAAUCCUCAAACCGGGGUUCAAUACGGUGAAUUCCCCGUCGUGACGAACUGGACUUUCCUGACACGAUGGAACCCACACAAUCCGAAUAUGUUUGCUACAGCUUCAUUUGAUGGUAGAAUUUCCAUUCAAACUAUCCAAAAUACCAAGAGUGAUGCCAUUGCACAGGCCGGAGCAAGCCAGGUUCAACCUGUGGACGAUGAAGACUUUUUCGCAAAGGCUCAGUCACAACCACAGGCUUCCACGUUCUCGUUGCCAACAGCCCCCAAAUGGUUGCAAAGGCCUAGCAGUGUUUCGUUUGGCUUUGGCGGUAGAGUCAUCUCCGUCGGCUUGACUGACCCAAGCAAGCCUGCCUCUCGCACCUCGAAAGUCAGAAUAACUCCGUUCGAAGUAGAUUCAAUUCUCAGCAGUACCACUCAAACAUUUGAGGAAGCUCUUAAAGCAGGCGAUCUACGUAGAAUAUGCGAAACUAGAAUUGAAAAUGCGCAAAAUGAUUCGGACAGAGCUGAUUGGAAGAUUAUUGAAACAUUGAUAUCCGACAAUCCAAAAAAGCAGGUCAUUAAUUAUUUGGGCUUUUCGAGCGAGGUUGAUGAAACGGCUGACAGCCUCUCGAAACUUGGGCUGGGGAAGAGUGAAGAUGGGGGUGCUAAUGGGGUGCCGGAAUCAGAUUCUCGUGGUCCAGGAGUAAAGAAACACAAACGGUUAUCUUCGAUUUUCGAUACACAUGCCGACAGUGACAACUUCCUUACCGACUUGUCUGCGUCGAAAGGUGCCAAGACAAAUAAUCCGUUCCAGAUCUACACUGGUUCGGAAUCUGAGGCUGAUAGAGGAAUCACACGAGCGCUCCUUCUCGGAGACUUCGAGAAGGCGCUUGACAUAUGUCUCCAGGAAGACCGGAUGUCUGAUGCUUUUAUGGUUGCGAUAUGCGGAGGCCAAAAGUGCAUUGACAAAGCCCAGGAAGCCUAUUUCCAGAAACAAUUGGAAGGGCCUAACUAUCUCAGAUUGAUGGCUGCUAUCGUUGGCAAAAAUCUGUGGGACAUUGUCCAUAAUGCAGGCCUUGCAAACUGGAAGGAGGCCAUUGCUACUAUCUGCACCUUUGCAACCGAUGCAGAAUUCCCUGAUCUCUGCGAGACGCUAGGAGACAGGCUUGAGGAACAAGCCAAAGCCGAAGGCGACAAGGAAGGUCGUAAAAAUGCGGCUUUCUGCUUUUUGGCUAGCUCAAAGCUUGAGAAAGUCGUGGGAAUUUGGAUUGAUGAACUUCAAGAGAACGAAAAUAAGGCUAUCCAGGAAGCCACUAACGGCGAGACGAGUUUCUCGAUCCAUGUCCGUGCCCUGCAAAGCCUAAUCGAGAAAGUGACUGUGUUCCGCCAUGUGACGAAGUUUGAAGAUGCAGAAAAGCAAAAGCCGUCUGAUUGGAAGCUUACCCUUCUCUAUGACAAGUAUAUUGAAUAUGCUGACGUCGCUGCCGCCCAUGGACAAUUGGGCGUCGCAGAAAGAUAUCUUGACCUACUACCCCAAGCUCAUCCUGCCGCGGUGGUCGCAAGAAAUCGGAUCAAGCUCGCUACCGAGAAGACUACCGCGAGAUCAGCUCCUGCGCAUAUCUCUGCCGCCUCCCAUUUGACUACGAAACCCCUUCAACAGCUCAAUGUUCCUCAUGGAAUGUACAACCCAAGCGCACCCAUGACCCAAGCAAACAACCUUUACAAACCGCCAGCUCCUAUGCAAGUCAGCAAUCCAUAUGCUCCAGCAGGCGCCUCAUCUGCUUAUUUUCCAGCUGGCUAUCAACCGUCGCAACAACAUCAACCAACGGUUCCUCUUGGAGGCCCACCACAAGCAUUCGGAACUGCCCAGCAAUCAAACAUCGCCCCACCACCCCGUGCUGCCAAUCAAUCACCAUCAACGGUUACAUCUUACACACAGGCAACGAAUCUUCCAGCCUGGAAUGAUUUGCCUGAAGGGUUUGCCAAAGCUCCAACACCACGGCGCGGUACCCCGAGCGCAGCUGCUGCUACCAUCAGCUCACCCUUCCCUCACCAGCAACCCCCACAACCUUCACAAUCCCCCCAAACGAUGUCCCCUCACCAGCCUCCACCCCCUAGACAAAGGACCUCGAUGGCAGUCCCACCUCCACCCAGAGGCCCAGCUCCCCCGCGAAUGACAUCACCUCCAGCAAUGGGCCAGCCGCAUGGAUUCCAAGCACCCGAAAGACCUCCCUCAACUUCAAGCGCAUAUACCCCAACCACCCAGCAUGCCCCAACUGGGCCAGGGAUGAACGUUCCUCAAAUCCCUCGUGGGCCUUCGCCUUACAAUGCACCUCCAACCGGACCACCGCCCUCCAAUCGAUAUGCGCCAAGCCCUGCAGCGCAACCAUCUGCUCCUCAACCUCCUCGACCGGCGGUUGCGGCACCACCGCCCACUGGGCCUCCUGCACCUGCGCCAGCCCAAUCUCCAUAUGCGUACCAACAUCCUCCUCCUCCUGCACAUGGGCCAUACGCGCCACCUAGGGCCCCUACGGCGGCAAGACCAGAUCAUCAGCCCUUGCACCAGCCUCCACCUCCAGGUUCUUCACCGGUUUCGCGACCAGGAACUGCACAAUCGCAGAGGAAAUCAGCCCCAGCUGCGAAAUAUCCACCCGGGGACCGCUCCCACAUUCCUGCCAACGCUCAGCCAAUCUUCGAAAUCCUUUCUGCAGACAUGCAGCGUGUCAAAGCGCGUGCACCAACCUCGUUUAAGGCGCAGGUCAACGACGCAGAGCGACGACUGAAUAUACUCUUUGACCACUUGAACAAUGAAGAUCUGCUUAAGCCUGCUACGGUAGAGAGCAUGGCUGAACUUGCGCGGGCGCUGCAGGCCCGCGAUUACGAAACGGCGCAGUCGAUACAUUUGGAUAUUUUCACUAAUCGGAACGAUGAGUGUGGGAAUUGGAUGGUUGGUGUGAAACGGUUGAUUGGCAUGAGCAGAGCGACGCCUUGA
Histoplasma mississippiense is the source of this 3798-nucleotide messenger RNA. RefSeq lists its product as hypothetical. Gene Ontology annotation, molecular function: structural molecule activity; protein binding. Gene Ontology annotation, cellular component: endoplasmic reticulum exit site; COPII vesicle coat. Gene Ontology annotation, biological process: endoplasmic reticulum to Golgi vesicle-mediated transport; COPII-coated vesicle cargo loading; endoplasmic reticulum organization. The record is from RefSeq and is a predicted model, not a curated record. The transcript has 8 exons. NCBI's taxonomy places the organism in Eukaryota, Fungi, Ascomycota, Eurotiomycetes, Onygenales, Ajellomycetaceae. Bases 1 to 3798 code for a protein of 1265 amino acids.